CGCCUGCCCGCCCGUCCGGCCGUCCGCGCCAUGCCUGAGAGCUGGGAUGGGGAACAUGAUAUCGAGACGCCAUACGGGCUGCUUCACGUGGUCAUUCGGGGGUCUCCCAAGGGGAAUCGCCCGGCCCUCCUGACGUACCAUGACGUGGGACUCAAUCACAAGCUCUGCUUCAACACGUUCCUCAACCUCGAAGACAUGCAGGAGAUCGCCAAGCACUUCGUGGUGUGCCACGUGGACGCUCCGGGGCAACAGGCCGGGGCCUCGCAGUUUCCUCAGGGGUACCAGUACCCUUCCAUGGACCAGUUGGCCGCCAUGUUGCCCAGCGUGGUGCAGCACUUCGGGUUCAAGUACGUGAUUGGAAUCGGCGUGGGAGCGGGUGCCUACGUGCUCGCCAAAUUUGCGCUGAUCUUCCCGGAUCUGGUGGAGGGGCUGGUCCUGAUCAAUGUGGACCCGAACGGCAAGGGCUGGAUUGACUGGGCAGCCACCAAGCUCUCCGGCCUGACGAGCACUUUACCCGACACAGUGCUGUCUCACCUGUUCAGCCAGGAAGAGCUGGUGAGCAACACAGAGCUGGUGCAAAGCUACCGGCAGCAGAUUGGGACUUUGGUGAACCAGUUCAACCUGCAGCUCUUCUGGAACAUGUACAACAGUCGGAGGGACCUGGAUAUCAGCCGGCCCGGAAGUGUUCCAAACGCCAAAACGCUCCGCUGCCCAGUGAUGCUGGUCGUGGGUGACAACGCCCCUGCCGAGGAUGGCGUGGUUGAGUGCAAUUCCAAGCUGGAUCCAACCACCACCACUUUCCUGAAGAUGGCAGACUCUGGCGGGCUCCCCCAGGUCACGCAGCCUGGAAAACUGACCGAAGCCUUCAAGUACUUCCUCCAAGGCAUGGGCUACAUUGCUUACCUGAAGGACCGAAGGCUGAGCGGAGGAUCAGUGCCCUCGGCCAGCAUGACGCGCCUGGCCCGCUCCCGCACCGCCUCGCUCACCAGCGCCAGCUCCGUGGAGGGCGGCCGCCCCCGGGCCUGCACCCACUCGGAGAGCAGCGAGGCCGCCGGGCAGAUCAACCACACCAUGGAGGUGUCCUGCUGAGGGCCGCCACGCGCCACCGCCGCCUCCUCACCCUCCUCCGCCUCCUC
Molecule: messenger RNA, 1136 nt
Organism: Varanus komodoensis (Komodo dragon)
Lineage: Eukaryota; Metazoa; Chordata; Lepidosauria; Squamata; Varanidae
Gene: NDRG4
Product: NDRG family member 4
Exons: 15
Coding region: 31-1089 (352 amino acids)
Biological process (GO): signal transduction; brain development; positive regulation of ERK1 and ERK2 cascade
Cellular component (GO): cytoplasm
Source: RefSeq, a predicted model, not a curated record